Messenger RNA from Mytilus californianus (California mussel), 1399 nucleotides. Its product is annotated as protein crumbs homolog 1-like. Gene Ontology annotation, molecular function: calcium ion binding. Gene Ontology annotation, biological process: heterophilic cell-cell adhesion; establishment or maintenance of epithelial cell apical/basal polarity. The record is from RefSeq and is a predicted model, not a curated record. Bases 1 to 708 code for a protein of 235 amino acids. The transcript has 7 exons. Lineage: Eukaryota; Metazoa; Mollusca; Bivalvia; Mytilida; Mytilidae. Gene Ontology annotation, cellular component: plasma membrane; protein-containing complex.
AUGGCUUCAACACCAUUAAAGCAUGGAAAGGUGGAACAUAGAACUAUCUUCAAACUAGUUUAUAAUGAAUGUAAGACAAGUCCUUGUGGCAAUGACAACAUCUGUAUAAGCGAACAGAAUGGUUACAGUUGCCAAUGUCUAAGUGGGUAUAGUGGUGCUAAUUGUGACAUUCCACCAAACUUUUGCAAAGUAAAUGGAUGUAAAAAUAAUGCAACUUGUGUGAGCAAUUUUGCCAAUUAUUCCUGUGUAUGUGAUUCAAAUUGUACAGGAACGUUUUGUGAAACACAAAUUGUGCAUGGUAAAUGGGGCUCGUGGUUAGGUUGGUCAGAAUGUUCACAAUCCUGUAAUGGUGGAACCCAGUACCGAGCUCGAUACUGCGAUGAUCCUGCACCUGAGCUAUAUGGAUUGGAAUGCUCUGGAACAAACAUGUCAUCGCAGGCUUGUAAUACAGAUCUUUGUCCGGUUUGUCUAAGUCAUUCCACUAUAUACUCUUACAAAAACAGAUUUAACUGUACGAGCAUAUCUGAUUCUACUUCAUGUGUGGUCACGUGUCAAGAUGGGUAUAGCUUUGUAAGAGACUAUCAACCACUUGAUCAAUACGAAUGUGGACCUCAAACUGGACAUAUUUGGAAUGCUAUUCCACCUCCAUGUGCUCGUUCAGAUUCACCUAGAGCAGUGAGGGCAACUGCAGCUGUAACAUACAAAUGAGGUGGAUUGUAGUAAUGAAGAAAGCGUAUCUGAUACACUGAAUCAGAAUUUAAAGAACCUUCAAUGUGUGGAGAAUAAUACAUGUACGGUCAGCACGUCUACGUUUGGAUGUGAAAGUAGACGAAAGCAAUCAACUGUAACAUCUGUUCAAAUUGUUAUACAAAUUUAUUCUGAACUGUCAGAACACCCAUUAAUUUUGGAAGAGUUUUAUUCUAACAAUAUAGUUUCUUCGGGAUUAUUGGAAGUUGUUACAGCAUACACGGAUUUAACCAUGUCACUUCAUCAACUGAAUACCACGGAUGUCCUGAUAAUAGAAGACAAAGGCACUAUUUAUUCUGCUGACUUGUCUUCACUUAUAAUAAAAAUCGACAUUACAUGUCCAGAAGGAACAGUCGAACAAGAGUUAAUUUGUGGUAUGAAAAAAAAAUCUUUUAACUGUAAAUCAUAUAACGUUGUUCUGGUAGUUUUCAUGCCACGUUUUUCCAGACCAAGUUUUCUACUCGUAUGCAAUUUUGUAUAAUCAAUUUUAAUUCAAGGGUUUCCUGAUAACUAAUCUAAUGCUAUAGAAGAACCAUUUUUUUUAAACUAAAGGAUGUGUUUGCCAAUAAAAUGUUUGAAAUCAGGUUUAAGAUCCAGCAUUUUUCACAAAGUGUUUUGAAAGGAAGGCAGCGACAAAACAGAUACAACUGAA